AUGCCUCUACUGGUCACACGACAAUGGCCAGUCCUGAGGCGUGCCGCUGCCGCCACUCGCACUCUGCGCUGUUUAUCCAGCACAUCUGAUAGAUGGAGAGGGUCCGCCGAUCAACUCAGAACUUCCCGCUCUGCAUCUCAAUUAGUACGGUCUCUUCACUGCGGCAUAAUCGUACCAAGAUCCGUUGAGACUCGCCCACACGAACUUGUCAAGCAUAUUCAUCCCCCGGAACCAGAAGUAGUCCGACAAAGGACCUUCUGUGUCUUUUUCGUCACGCCGUCUUAUGCGCAAUACCUACGGGACGAUGAUGCCUUCCUCCGCAAAGCUCUCUUGCACGCAUACGGGAAGGCGAGCCACCAUGAAGGUCUCUACAUACAUGCACUGUGUGCUGUUGUAGACAAGCUUCCCAUCCGCAGAGUUCAUCGCGUGCCCCAAUAUCCGGAGCUAUCGCCACGCUCCACCAAGCCAUCUGUCGCUGAAACUGGGCUUGAGGGAAUUGCCUAUGCGUUUCUUCUGCCUGACGAUUCUGUGUCGUCCCAAGCCCUUUCGCCAUCAGACAAGGGUGCUAUCGAUUUCAUAUACGCGGAACAUGAAUUCAAGGACACCGUCUGUCGUGACACAUUACGUCUGCCUCUCUCAAAUACUGUCUUCCAGACGGGAACGCCAUCCACCAUGAUCCUUUCGACCUGGAAGACUCUGGGCGUGGAUCGUGAGUUGACUCCUGUAUCCAAGACGAAUAUUUCUCAUCAUGGAAUUCGUUUAAUUGAGCGACAAGACCCUUCACAACUUCGCCCCGUUCUUGACGUGCCGCUAAUCCCGCUGACAAUGCCUCGCAUAGUCCAAGGGUGCAUGGGCAACAUUAUCCGCGGCGUUAUCGGGCCUGAGGGUAAAGCUAUGCAGGCCUCCUCGGAACUUGAAAAUGUCGUUCCUCGAUUUUUCAGAUCGCGGAGACAACCCGCGCAAGCAACAGUGGCUUGGGCACUGGUGAUUCCAGGAGAAUUGAAAGCUGUCAUUGCCGCUAGAACAGAUGAGCUCCUCUCCGGCUUGCCAACAGACAACGAAGGUACGGCCUCUAAACACGAAGAUACAUGGGAACGUCUAUGGCGCAGUGAUCCUCCUCUAUGGAAUACGCUCGUGUCGAAAGCAAUUUCUGAAGGAGCACGUCUCCACCGUGUCUUGAGUGGUGGAGGCGGAUGGGGAAAGAAAGCUGGUCUGUUGUCGUUGGAUCCCGUUCCGACCAAUCAAGUUGCGGAAUCAUCAAAGGACAACGAUUUCCUCGGCAUGGUCAAUGAUCCGGAAGAUUUUGAAUCGACCCUUACGCCAGUGGUGCGAGACGGAGACUCGAUACAGUUUUUCAUCUCGCCUAAAUCAGACCUCGAACAGAUGGCUCAGGAAUACAACAAUGUUAAUGGUGUGAAAGCACUUGCAGCAACCGAUGGAGGCGAGCCUUGGGGCUGGGAGUUAGGCACUGUUCCUAGCACUAUUGACUCAGUUCCUGGAGAGUCCUGGCAACACCGUCCAUCUGAAUCGACAAACAUCUAUAGCUUCCAUGGCUUUGGUGCGUUGACUGAAGGGCCAAUGACACUCACGCAACACUCUCAGGUGGAUAAGAGCAAGGCUAGCACUGUCAAUACUACUACGAUCGACGUUCCCUUCUCUCGUCUCUCGGCGUCUGUACGUCUAGCUAAGCCUCGCCGGGAGAAAGAGGACGUAGUCAAUCCAUGA
Molecule: messenger RNA, 1725 nt
Organism: Alternaria atra
Lineage: Eukaryota; Fungi; Ascomycota; Dothideomycetes; Pleosporales; Pleosporaceae
Exons: 3
Coding region: 1-1725 (574 amino acids)
Source: RefSeq, a predicted model, not a curated record